CUUCUCUUCGUUGUGUUGUCUGUAUAGCCACUAAACCGAAAAAGGAAACGGAACCCCGCAUCAACACCGAAAACACAACAAACACGAAUACGACAACAACGACAACAACACCAUCAAAAAUUGGAAAAAUGGUCAGAAUGGUCAAGCAAUCUCACGGAGGUAACUCCACGAGUGACGCCCUGCUGCAAUACUACCGAGACCGAUGCAAAGACCCCAACAACCCGUUCGUCAGGGGUGAUUCUUUUCUCUUGCACACGGCGGUUGAAAAUGGCCACGAGCAGAUUGUGGCUUUCAUGCUCGACAAGGGAUUAAGCCCAGAAUGUGAGAAAGAAUGGACUGGUCGGACGGUUAUUUAUCACGCAGCAAAGCGCGGGCAAGAGUCGAUGGUCCGGCUUUUGCUGGAUAAAGGAGCCAACGCCGAUCCCCAGGAAGUCUGGGACGGCUCGACUGUAUUGCCAGUGGCAGCAGAGAAAGGCCAUUUGGGAAUUGUGACGAUGCUGCUGGAUCAUGGAGUCGAUACUGAUUGUGCUACUGCAUAUCACCACACGCCAUUAUAUGGAGCGGUACAGACAAACCAGGAAGCUGUGGUGGAACUUCUAUUACAACGUGGCGCAGACUUCCACUAUGUGUGCGGCAAUCCAAUCGAUGAACCUCGCAAUUCACCCCUGACGCUGGCCGUGGAGCUAGGCCGUGACCAUAUGGUGCAGCUGUUUCUCAAACAAGAAAAUGAAUUCGGAGCAUCCCCAUUUAUCGAGGCAAUACGCGACUUUGAAACAAUAGCCAUGAUCCCCCGUCUAGUCGAGCUAGGCUUUGAUCCGAACAAAGAGGAUCCCGAGGGCGACAGCGCACUAUCAGAAGCAGCAAAGCGGAGGCAAAUCGACUUUAUCGAAUUACUACUCAAAUAUCUGACGCCAGAAGCCAAGGCUCGCCAUGCGUAUAGAGGAAUAAGCGAUAUCAUGAGUACCACUUCCGCCUGUAUUUGCGAAGAAGACGAGCCCACCGUCAAAUAUCUUCUCGAUAACUGCGUCGAGCUCGAAUACAAAAAUCCCGAAGACGGAGCAACACUGUUAUGCAAUGCAGUAUGGUCGCGCAAGGUAGAAGUGGCCAAGGCACUGCUGGACAGAGGCGCCAACGCAGACACCCAGGAUAUCAAGGGCCGCACCCCGAUAUCCAUCCUUGCAGAACGCGAACAUGAAGAAAUGAUGCACCUGCUUCUGACUGAUGGGUUCAAGAAUGGGUUGAAAAUCGACACCCCCGAUAAGUAUGGCCGCACGCCCCUAUUCCUCGCCUCACUGAACGGCAAAGAAAAUAUUGUCAAGAUCCUACUCGAUCACGGCAGUACCAGCCAAAAUGCCCGCACUAGUGCAAAUAGAACAGCAGUAUCAGUUGCCCGUGAGCAGAAAAACCCUCAACUCCUGCAAUUACUCGGCGAGAAGCUGGAUGAAAACAUCCCAUUAAGCGAGAUAAAGUCACCGUCAACGACACCAGAACUAUACGGAUAUGUCUGGUGCGAUAAUUGCAACUCAUGGAUACCUCGCUGGGACCAUCUUUUCUGUUGCAAAAUAUGCGACGAAGGAGAUUAUAACAUUUGCCAUGAAUGCUUGGCAAGUCGUGCGUUUUGUCUGGAUAAAUCGCAUCCUCUUUAUAAACAGUGUCUAAUCGACGGCCAGUGGACCGAUAUUGGAGUAAUUCAACAAUCGCGAUAGUUGGCGUACUAUAAUAUUGUAUUGUAUAGCAGAAAUAUUAUUUGAUGGCCAUUGCAGGCUAGGCUAUAUCAACCCCGA
Molecule: messenger RNA, 1784 nt
Organism: Aspergillus wentii DTO 134E9
Lineage: Eukaryota; Fungi; Ascomycota; Eurotiomycetes; Eurotiales; Aspergillaceae
Exons: 1
Coding region: 129-1706 (525 amino acids)
Cellular component (GO): cytoplasm; nucleus
Molecular function (GO): zinc ion binding; protein binding
Source: RefSeq, a predicted model, not a curated record